Messenger RNA from Penicillium atrosanguineum, 993 nucleotides. RefSeq names its product YeeE/YedE family protein. The record is from RefSeq and is a predicted model, not a curated record. The coding region runs from base 1 to 993 and encodes 330 amino acids. The transcript has 2 exons. Gene Ontology annotation, cellular component: plasma membrane. NCBI's taxonomy places the organism in Eukaryota, Fungi, Ascomycota, Eurotiomycetes, Eurotiales, Aspergillaceae.
AUGUUCACGCCAAUUCAUACCUCGCUCGGUGCACUGCUCUUGUUUGAGGGGUCUUCGGGCCUGCUCUUUCACAAUGGUGCGGUCUUCGGUAUCUCAUCCUUGGUAUCGGGAUCCGUGUUUAGCCCGAGUCGUGACAAUGUACCAAUUGUCGCUGGAUUGAUGUCCAGUGUGCUUCCAGUGUAUCUGCUGGCGCCAUCUUUGAUACCAAGUUACCCUGCUCCUCCAAAUUCAUUCGCUUCUGCGAUGACAACGUUGGGUGUUGGAAUCUUACUGGGCUGGGGAACCAAGAACAGUCGCGGCUGUACCUCGGGACACAUGCUCUGCGGGUUAUCACGUCUCUCGCCACGUUCAUUGAUCGCAACAGCCGUCUUCUUCACCUCUGCCCUAAUCACCGCAAACUUCGCAUACGGAGGAUCCAACAUCCCUUCAUGCGGAUCAACCCCUUGCUAUACACCAACCUACCCAUCAUCAACUGAGCUGGUCUUCAUGGCUGUUACAGUGUUGCUUUCUAGCCUAACGAACUUUGUUGUUGUUCCGAAGAUGAUUCAACGGUCCGAGGCAUCCCGUAUCAUCUUCUCCUACCUUGCAGGACUGGAGUUUGGACUUGGCCUCUUGAUCUCCGGCAUGGCGGACUCAGCUAAAGUGUUGAGGUUCUUUGCUUUCCUGACAGACGCGUCUCGCUUUGACCCGUCCCUGGCACUGAUCAUUCUCUUCGGCAUCGGGCCAUCAUUGUCGGCAUACCUAGUGCAGAGUCCAGGCCAUGUUGCGGAAACCGAGAAGAAACCAACAAAACCGACGCUGGCCGAACGGUGGAGACUUCCCAGUGCCACAGUCGCCGACAUUGACUGGCGCUUUGUGGCUGGGGCUGUGGCGUUCGGGGUUGCGUGGGGAUUGAGGGGAGUCUGCCCCGGCCCGGCAGUCUUGCGCUCGGUACUUCAGCCGACAUGGGGGCUGGCAACAAUGAGUGGAUAUAUCCUAGGCAAUCUGUUCUAG